AUGCUGGAACUUUUGAUACUCUUCGAAAUGGUAAACAACGUCAAGUCAGUCAAGUCGAAACCAUCUGCGUGUAAAGAAGUAAGGUGUUAUUGGUGGAUACAGGAGGAAACAGGGCCAUUCGACAUUUCGUUCAAAACUAAGGAUUUGGAUGGGAAAGCCUUAGAGGAACUAACAGAGGAUGAUUGGAUACAAUAUGUAUAUGAGUAUCUCGAAAAUGAAAAUAAAUACAACACUAAGGACAAUGGAAAGACCGAGGAUUUGGACGGGAAAGCCUUGGAGGAAUUGACAGAAUAUGAUUGGAUGCGAUAUGUAAAUGAGUACUUCGAAAAUGAAAUCAAUAUAGCAAAUGGUAAUGGUAAGGUGAGCUCCGAAAAAGGCUAA
This is a messenger RNA of Cylicocyclus nassatus, 381 nucleotides long. The record is from the annotation of a GenBank genome assembly. NCBI's taxonomy places the organism in Eukaryota, Metazoa, Nematoda, Chromadorea, Rhabditida, Strongylidae.